Messenger RNA from Gastrolobium bilobum, 969 nucleotides. RefSeq lists its product as uncharacterized. NCBI's taxonomy places the organism in Eukaryota, Viridiplantae, Streptophyta, Magnoliopsida, Fabales, Fabaceae. Gene Ontology annotation, biological process: regulation of mRNA processing; spliceosomal complex assembly. The record is from RefSeq and is a predicted model, not a curated record. The transcript has 3 exons. Bases 1 to 426 code for a protein of 141 amino acids.
AUGUUGAAAUUUAUUUUAGUGGAUCAUCUGGCAUUGAUGAUGGAGCUUCUUGGAACGAUGCCCCGCAAGAUUGCACUAGGUGGUCGCUAUUCCCGAGAAUUUUUCAAUAGACAUGGUGACUUGAGGCACAUUCGCAAUUUGCGAUUCUGGCCAAUGAAUAAGGUGUUGAUGGAGAAGUAUGAUUUCAGUGAGCAAGAUGCAAAUGACAUGGUUGACUUCCUUGUUCCAAUACUUGAUUAUGUCCCUGAAAAGAGACCAACAGCUGCUCAGUGCCUUAGUCAUCCAUGGAUCAGUGCAGGUCCUCGGACUCUUGAGCCCUCACUACAACCUGAUGCCAUCGAUGAGGAAUUGUCUGAAAAGAGGAAGAGGGAAAAUGCUGAGCUGGAGGUAGUGGAAGUUGGCGUGAGGAAUAUAGCCAUUAAUUGAACUUUUGCGCCAGUCAAAGAUUCCCAACCUCUAAAGUUAUCAAAAUAAAUACUAAUUGGCUUAUCUGGGUGAUAUAUGCAACCUUGUUUCGUUUUCAUGGAUGUCAUGCUGGUCCUUGAAGCUUGAAUCCUAUGGAAUUGCAACAGUGGACCUUAUGUGGAAUGCAGGUCAGAAAUCGAGCUUGUGAUUUGGGAAGCCCUUCAUAGGGCUAGCUGGAUUUCUGAUGCAUUGCUGUAGCAUCACUUAUCACUUCUUUCACCUUUACUGGUAUUACAGGGAUAGCUUCAAAUUCAGUUUGAUUAAGUGCUCUGUUACUAACUUAUGAAUUUUUUUUUGGAGCGUGAGUUUGAAACUAUUCCCUAGAUUAGAUUGUUGUCUUUUAGAAAUACUACACUUUGGGGAGGGGGUUGUAUUGUACAUUGAAUAACUAUUGAUUUGUCCGCAUCAGACCCUGUUGCUGUAGACUUUGCCAUUGCAUUGUUAGUCUUGACUUGAGUUUAUUUGAAUUCCUGGGUUUGUCAUAAGUUGCAAUUUUUUAUUUUU